Molecule: messenger RNA, 1653 nt
Organism: Rotaria sordida
Lineage: Eukaryota; Metazoa; Rotifera; Eurotatoria; Philodinida; Philodinidae
Source: the annotation of a GenBank genome assembly
AUGAAACAGUUUCGUGGUCGUCGGAGCAAUAUAUCAAUUUAUACUACCAUUACUGCUUCAUUACCAUUUAUUGAAGUCGAUUUAAAUUUAACUCCACAACAAAUGUCUAUGUUUAUCAAUGGUCUCAAAUAUAUUAUACCAUGUCAAAAUCAAUUUUCUGGCAAAUCAAUUGAACAACUUGUUAGUGAACAAUAUCAAAGUAUAUCAACAACAGUAAAAAACUGCCUAAAAGAUCAUCGAAUACCAGCUGCAAAUCAACGAGCAGAAGAAGCAUUUCAAGCAUUACGGUGUAUCCUACAUGAAUUACAAUCAAAAAAGCUAUCCAAAAAAUUUGGAAAACGUGCAAAACGUGAGUACAAAAUCGUACAAAGUAUUCGAUGUCUUUUACGUGGCAGGCCAGAUAUUGUCAUACGUCGUACAGAUAAAAGCAAAGUAUUCUAUAUUUGUAAAGCAACUGAUUUUGCACGAAAAGCAGAAGAAUAUAUGUUAAAAAUAAAAGCUUAUCAAGAAACUACAAGUGGUCAUUGUCCUCUAUCAAAUAUGUUAUAUACUGUACAAACAUUACUCUCCAGUCUUACAGCACAGAAAGCUCUCAGCUUUCAACAAUAUAGUAAAAUAUCUCCAAAACUAAACAAAUUGGAACUUGGUCAUUAUCAUGGCCUACAGAAACCACAUAAACCUAGUACACCAUUACGACCUAUUAUUGCCUGUAUACAUGCACCAGCAACAUUGGUAUCGAUAUUUUUAAAUGAUCUAUUAGCACCUAUAUAUUUAAAUAUUGCUCGUGAAAUAACAUUUAUUAAUGGCAUUGAUGUGAUACGAAAAUUGGAAAAAUAUAUUUUGGAUGGUCAUUUUCAGGCAACAACAAAAUUUAUUAUAAUUAAUGUGACUGAUCUUUAUACAAUGAUACCUCGAGAAGGUGCAUUACAUACAUUGAUGCGAUUUUUAGAAAAGAAUUCACAUCAUGGAAAAAUUGGUACAUUAUCUAUUGCUGGUAUUAUGAGAAUGGCUCGUUUAAUAUUAGACACUAAUUGUUUUGCUUAUGAUAAUAAAUAUUAUCAACAAACUCGUGGUGGUGCUAUGGGCUCAGCAUUUACACAAGUAUUGGCUAAUAUCUAUAUGUAUGAAUGGGAGCAAGAUUUAAUCAAACAUCAAGCAAUUCACAAUGGAGUAUAUGAAAGGUACAUCGAUGAUAUAUUCAUGACAACUAACCAGAGCAUAGAUGAAAUUAAAAUAGAACUCGAAAAAGCUGCCAAUAAAGAUAUGAAUAUUAAAAUUCACUAUGAAAUUGAUACAUCAGUUAAUUUUUUGGAUGUUACUAUAACAAAUGAAAAUGGGCAAUUAAAAACAUCUCUUUAUCAUAAACCAACUACUGAACCUUAUAUAUUGCUAUACACAUCCGAUCAUCCAAGACAUAUUCAUCGUAAUAUACCAUAUGCUGCCCUACUACGUGCGGCUCGAAUUUGUUCCGAUCUACACGACUUCAACAGAGAACGCAUUCGUAUUGAUAUGUCACUAUUAUUAAACAAUUAUCCACCAAAUUUCAUUAGAAAACAAUUCAAUCGAUUCUUCCAAGUAAACAAUGCCAUGCCAGUUCUAAAUGAAUUGAAUUCUCAAGCAUACAGUCACCUACAUCAACAACUAUUGUAUUAA